AAAGAAUCCAUUAAACCUCACCACCUUCUCAGGCUAAAACCCUGUGUGUGAAGUGCAGAGCUUUGGUACCUUGAGCUUCAGGGAGUUUUUACUUUGAUUAAGCUCAAAAUGGGGUGGAAAAGUUAUCAGAAACUUAUUCAUCAGUGGAGAAUUCUCAGAGGAGAUAAUGUCAUGAUUAUUAGAGGAAAAGAUAGAGGCGAGACUGGUGUCGUUAAGCGUGUCGUACGUUCUCAAAAUCGUGUAAUUGUUGAGGGAAAAAACCUGGUCAAGAAACAUAUUAAACAAGGGCAAGGCCAUGAAGGUGGAAUAUUUACAGUUGAAGCCCCACUGCAUGUUUCCAACGUUCAGGUUGUAGAUCCAGUCACAGGGAAACCAACGAAGGUCGGAAUUAGAUACCUGGAGGAUGGCUCCAAAGUAAGAGUCUCAAGAGGAAUAGGUGCAUCAGGUUCUAUCAUUCCCCGGCCGGAGAUCUUAAAAAUAAGGAGCACACCAAGGCCUACAGUUGCUGGUCCUAAGGAUACUCCAAUGGAUGUUGUUAUGGAGAGGACAUAUGAUCCAAAAACAGGAAAAGGCAUGCCAGAUCUGUAAGGAGAUUGUUUUUCUUUAGAGAUCUACAUAUGGAGGUGGUGCAGAAGCUAGUUCCUCACGCAUUACUUUAUGGUCAUUUAUUUCAUGUAAGAAACUCAGUGUACACUGUUUGGCUUUAGACCAACAGAAUUUGCUACGUUCUUUGAAAGUUAGUGUCGAUGUUAUGGGUACUGAAGUCUGAAAAUAAACUCGAGUAUGCACAAGGAAAUACAAGUUCUUUCUUUUUCCUUUU
Lycium barbarum (goji berry) is the source of this 820-nucleotide messenger RNA. RefSeq lists its product as uncharacterized. Lineage: Eukaryota; Viridiplantae; Streptophyta; Magnoliopsida; Solanales; Solanaceae. The coding region runs from base 109 to 588 and encodes 159 amino acids. Gene Ontology annotation, biological process: translation. The transcript is spliced from 6 exons. The record is from RefSeq and is a predicted model, not a curated record. Gene Ontology annotation, molecular function: structural constituent of ribosome; RNA binding. Gene Ontology annotation, cellular component: mitochondrion; ribosome.